AGCUUUUGCAGUAUUUCGACUCCUCCUCGAUAUAGAAAAUACUGCUUCAGCUUUGGGGCAUCUCAUCUAUAUUCUAUACUACUAACAGAAAAAUAAAAUAAAAUGGCACGCCUGUUUGUCGCUGUUGCGUUCAUGUUCUUGGCGGUGGCAGCCGCCUUCGCCGCGGAGGCACCGGCCGCUUCCCCUAAGAAGUCUCCGUCUCCGACCGCCGCACCCACGAAGGCUCCAGCCGCUGCUCCAAAGCCCUCCGCCAGCGCACCCAAGGCAUCGACCCCGUCCCCGCUUGCCUCUUCCCCCGCCCCCGCCAACGACGACGACUACGCCCUCUCCCCCAGCGACGAGAGCGAAGGCCCCACCGCUUCCUCCCCGCCAGCCCCCACUCCCGAAUCCGACGUCGCCGAUGGACCCGCCGAGGCCUCACCCGCUCCCGCUCCCGAACCCAAGAAGAGCUCCGCCUCCGCGGCCAAGCUAUCCAUCUUCAGCACCGUUGCCGCCUCUGGCAUCUUCUUCUUCUUCUCGUUCUAAGACAUCAGGGUGAUGCUUUUUAUUUGUACAAGUUUUUCAGUGAUUCGACACGAGGCCGUAUUCAAUUCUACCGAUAUACCUUCAUCAUAUCGAGGAUUUAAUGGUUUAAUUCAGUGUUAUAUAUAUUGUUUCUUCAAUAAAUAUUAUAAAACAUUUGUGUUA
Messenger RNA from Tarenaya hassleriana, 687 nucleotides. Its product is annotated as classical arabinogalactan protein 11. The record is from RefSeq and is a predicted model, not a curated record. The transcript has a single exon. Bases 103 to 525 code for a protein of 140 amino acids. Lineage: Eukaryota; Viridiplantae; Streptophyta; Magnoliopsida; Brassicales; Cleomaceae.